Cladocopium goreaui is the source of this 3981-nucleotide messenger RNA. Lineage: Eukaryota; Dinophyceae; Suessiales; Symbiodiniaceae. The record is from the annotation of a GenBank genome assembly.
AUGGAGGGCUUGUGGGAUGCUUUGAGAGCGUCAGGGCAGGGACUCCUGGCUAGCACAUUGCUGCGCCAUGGUGUGCGUAGUGUUUCCGAUGUCGCUUUGAAAUCCUCCGUUCUGCAAGAGAAUGGUGUUCUCCAAUGGCAGAUUGAAGCCAUUUUGGCGGCGGGGCCCCAGCAGGCGGGGUCCCCAGCCCAAGUGAGGGCUGAUUUGCCAGUUGCCUUUCAGGGGAAGAGGGCAAACCUUUCAGCAGCCUUAGAGGCUGCGCGACCAAAUCAGCGGGCUCGCAGUUUAGCCGCCCUUGACGAAGAUGUCUUAGCUCGGAGCACGGCUCCAGCUCACGAGUCACGUCUUCGGACGUAUCAGGCUGUUUGCAAGGCUUGGGAUCUGGAGCCUUUUCCGCUCUCCAAUGAGAACGUUCGAGCUUUCGCUGCGAGUCUGAAAGCAGGUGGAUACAGAAGCGCUGCCGUGUAUUUUCAAUCCAUUUGCUCACACCAAACCAGGCAUUUGCACCUUCCUGUUGACUCGUUGCUUCGGCAUGUCAUUCGAGACUGUCUGCGUUCAAUUUUGCGUGGACUUGGAGCUCAACGUUUAAAGGAGUCCUUCGACGCUAUGCGACUCAAUGAUUGCUCUUUCAGUUUUGUCGAUGAAGCUUUCAGUUUUGAUCAAGUUAGCCACUGCCGAGAUCUUUGCAUUAUCGGAUUGUGGUACAUGUUACGUGAGUCGGAGUUAGCAUCAGCUCGGCUCAGUCAUUUGACCUUGACUGACUCUGAACUUCGCUUGCUGAUUCCAAUCCACAAAACCGAUUGCUAUGGUCAGCUCUGUGAACGAGUGCUGUCUUGCUCCUGCAGGGUCCGACGACACAAUUUAUGCGUCUGGCAUGCGGCAGAGCGCCACCUCAUCAGGGAUCCUUCAGGGAAAGACAUUCAACGUUUCCACGGCCACGUUCUACGUGUCAGUGGAGCGCAGAUGUUGUUCGCAGCUGGUGUGCAUCUACAGCUCAUACAGCUGCUGGGGAGAUGGACAAGCAUGACCAUCUUGCGCUACACGCAGCAAGCUGGCCUCAAUCUGCUGCCGAGCAUCCCUGAUGUGGUGCUGAACAACCGGCCUGAUGUUGGUUCGCUGGCGAUUGCGCCUGCCGUGGGCCCUCAAGUUGAUUCAGAUGCGUUGAGCCGUGCUGCUCCCAGGAUCUCAAACGAGUCCUCCAGAUCGGGCGCUUCUUCUUCUUCCAGGACCUCGACAUCCGGGGACAUCACUGCUUUGCGUGCCGAGCUUCAGAUCCUCAAACAAGCAGUGAUCAAGCCGCCUGCAGCAUAUGUCAUUCGCUCCAGGUCCAAGAUUGUCCACCUGGGCUGCCCGCAUGAACUCAGCAACCCACCUAGCUCGUGGCGUUCACGGUGUGGAUGGGCCUAUGGUCAGGCAAACUUUUUGAGGGUCAGUGAGAUUUCUGAUCCCCUUAGGGCCUGUCAGAAAUGUUUUGAUCGGAAUGCAGAUUCCGGUUCCGAUGUUCAGAGCUCUGGUUCGGGCUUUUCUGACCUGGAUCUGUUUGUGGAAGCAGCGGCAGGGGAUGUCAUUCGUUCCUAUUUUGCAGACAGAGCCAUCAAGACCACUGCUACUUUGGCCCUGCUUGCCAAAGAUGAAGACCACCUCUCAUCGGUUUUGAUCACACCUUUGAUGAGUGGGUGGGAGAAACAGGAUGGAUCCAGGAUCAGCCUAGCCGAGGCUGAAAAGCCAAUUGCAGAUGCCAUCUUGAAGCAUCUCUGGAAUGAAGCCAAUAGCUCUUGGCAGGCUCAGAUGACCUUGCGGCAUGCUCCUCCAGUCACUUCAGUUCCUGGCGCCAUUUCGCUAGCAGCAGCGAAUCCAGUGGCCGAGGAGAAGAUUCCGAGGCAGUUGCCUCCCGGUGUCUGGGCCAAUUUGCUCCAUGAGUACCAGUCGCAACAAAUUGGGGGCGUUGACCGGAUUUUCCCGGUCAACGAACUUCUUGGCACAGACAAGAUCUUGGCCAGGGUUUACUACGAACACACCAGCUCCAAGACCUACAGUCCGGUGGGUCUCGGUGAGUUGGUAGCCGCCAGGACUUUUACUGCGGCUGGCGAACCAAACCCAUUGGCCAAGAAGGAUCGCAGCACUACCACGUUGUUGCUCAACGAUGCCAAGCUCGUAGCUGCCCCUGAAGAAGCGUGGCAACCACGCAGUGUUUUGGCAGUGCUGGAUGGAUUAGCUUCCAUCCGUUGGUGCUUCAUUCUGUUGAAACUUGGGAGUGAGCAGGCAGUCCACUCCUAUUUUGAUUGGCUGACCAGACUGGUUCGAUCGAGACCUCAAAAGACCGAACAGUUUGGGCAAUUCUUCAUCACUAUCAGUUGGAAGUUGGCCACCGCAAUGAGAAGUGGCCAGUCCUUUGAUGCUGCGGCUAGCCUCUUGAUGAAAGACUUGGAUGUUUUCAGUGAGUGCAUGUCACGAGAGGCAUCUUCUUCGACCAAGAAGUCCAACAAUACCGAGAAGACUGGACCUCAGAAAGGUUCCGGCAAAGGAGGGGGCAAGUCCAAGUUUGGCCAAUACAGGUCGCAACCGUAUGCCCGUCAAAACAAGACAUGGACGGCGCCAUAUCCCGAUGGAAAUGGGAUGUUUGGCACGCUUUUCCUCUUUGUGGCUUGGGAGGUUGACCCCGAAUGCUUGCUCAUCACAAAGCGCCACUUCCCACAAGUAGUGGCCAGAGGCGAUUUCAUGUCUGAUCCUGCUGCUGAUGUAGUGUCUCUGGUCUCUGAGUACGACCCACAAGGCAAAAAAUUGAUAUUGUUUGUUGGAGCUCCACCGUGUCCAGACUUUAGCGCGAUUCGCCCUGAUGCACCUGGCCGUUCAGGACCAGAAGGACAGAAGUUUUCCCAUUAUUGCACCUGGUGUCGUGAGGUUGAGUCUGGUCUUCCCCACCAUCGAGUGGGCUACCUGGUGGGGAACGUGAUUUUGCAGGAUCGUGGUGAGGCGGAUUUUUUCUCCAACGCGUUGGGUUGUCAGACAGUUGCAGUUGAUGCAUCAGAUUUCGGAUUGAUCAGUCGUCCUCGGCUGUGGUGGAGCCGCGUUGAUUGGCACACUGUAAAUUCAUAUCCAGGGUCUGCCAAGCCUUUGCGUUGGACCAAGCUGCAUAAAUUUCCCCGUCUGCAUGUGGACUGCGAUCUUCAGCAUGCGUCAUCGUUGGACCUUGAUGGCAAACAUCUGGACCCCCGGGUUCAACGACAUGAGCUGUGCGUCCCUUGCUUGACCACUCCUUCGCCUUCCGCGUCUGGACGGGCGGCUCCGAAGCGAAUGAAAGGGAAGUUGGACCCAUACACCAAAACCCGCUGGCUGGAGGAUCAUCGCACCUAUGCUCCAUGGCAGUAUGAACCGCAUGCUCUACUGCAUGAUGACCAGGGCAACAUGCAGGUGCCCACUGCGGAGUGCAAAGAGCAACUGCAUAUGCUACCAAAAGGCUACACUGCCAUUGAUGGAGUCCACGAUCGAAGCCGCCACCGAGUUCUGGCAAAUGGAUGGCAUUGUGGCGUCGCCCGCUUUCUUUUUCAGUUUGUCUUGGCAGCGAUGGUCACAGGCUCCGCUUCCACGACUUUGAAACCACCUCCACGACAGAGCACGUUGCAAUGGGUGGAACAGUUGAUGCGGGUCCAAACGGCACAUGUUGGACCAGGUUUCUGGCCCACUCAGCCAAUUUGUGUGGCUCCUUCACGAGACAUUUGGGAUCAUUGGCACAAUGCCACCACUGCGGAUCACCCUUUGCAUUUUCCUGCCAAGAUUGCACCUGGUUUUGUUCAAUGCUUGAAAUUUCAGUUUGAUUGGCGUCAUGACUUGGUUCGCAUCCGUGACGAACUGGCUGUCGAAAUUCACACGAUGGUCGAUGAGUGGGCCGACCACACCCAUGAUUGGUGGUUGAAGUUGACGUAUGGGAGGCCCUUUUCUGGCUCCCACUUGGUGGCCUUGCAACACAGCAGAGCUCCCUGA